Messenger RNA from Suillus fuscotomentosus, 1478 nucleotides. RefSeq lists its product as uncharacterized. The record is from RefSeq and is a predicted model, not a curated record. NCBI's taxonomy places the organism in Eukaryota, Fungi, Basidiomycota, Agaricomycetes, Boletales, Suillaceae. The transcript is spliced from 5 exons. Bases 304 to 1299 code for a protein of 331 amino acids.
ACUACAGCAGAAUCGUUUCGCCAUCAGGGAACUGAUCCAAAAGCGAGGUUUACGUGGUAUGCACAGGGCUUGUACAACUUUUGGUACAGCCCAGAACUAACCGCAGACGACGCUGAAUAUUGUGAAACCCAUAAUUUUGGGCUUGACGACACUGAACUGGAGAUUGAUACGACAGCGUUGAAACUCGGUCUCUUCAAUUUGACAGAGGACCAGGAGUUGAUAGAAAGGCCUGUGAAGCUCGUCGCAUCUACCCCCAGCCAGCAGCCUGAAGAUGUCAAGCACGAAUAUAUUCGUUUGUGGUGCAUGAAUAAACUCCACAGCAAGAGAAAGUCGUACCCUUUCGAAACGCCAUCUUACCUAUCGCCCGAGGAACAACAAAGGUUCAAAUCCCUGUCCAAAGGGCUGCCCGAAUCGGAUGUUCAACGCUGGAGUUCAUUAGCUGAACUUGAGAUGCGCAAACGAUUGUUUGAGUGUUGCUGCGACGCAUGUCACUCCCUUAUUACUGAUGUAUAUCACCGUUGUAUAGACUGCGAGGAUGACGGGUAUAAUUUGUGUUUAGAAUGCGAAUCUCUGCCGGUUUCAAAACACAAAUAUCCAUCGGACCACAAGGCGACGCACAACUUGCUUGUUUUCCGCAUGGUGCUACCUUAUAGUCGCUGCGGCCGGGUUCGGUGGUAUGCCAGGAAUUUCUUAUCUACUAUCUUGCCUAUCACAACACCGCCGGAAGACGUAUCCCAAACGCAAUUAGAUGGACCCGAACUUCCGCAUCCGACCGAAGCCACUCGAGCAGAUGAUUCCUCCACCUCUGUCGAUUUGCGGGAAGGUGAUGAGAAACUAAAUGGGAACACGGGAGUAGCACUCGAGAGGAUACUUGGAACCUCAGCUGCGAAUGAGGAUGCCUAUUCUUGUGCUGAAUGCAGCGUUAAGAUGGAAGGCAUUUUUUAUGUAUGCUUUACUUGCGGAGAAAACAACUCCGCCAUUGCCCUAUGCGGCGAUUGUGCAUUUCACGAUGUGUUCGACGUGGUCGAGGAUCACCACCCUUACAAACACUGGCUGGUCAAGAUUAAAGACCGGGUUCAAGAUACAAGCAUUGAAACGUCAGACGAACCUUUGGCUAACGUCGACGAGAUUAUUUCGCUUUCCUUGCGAGACGAUAAGCUGGCUGCGAUGAUGGAAUCUCGCUUCGUAGAACAGGAUCGCCGACUUGGUGCACUUGUAAAACAGGUUGAACAGCUCGUGCAUAGCAUAGCUGCGUUGACGGGAAAAGAAGAGCUUCCUUCUGAAUCUGUCACUGUUUGAUUGGCUCGUAAUUUGACAGAUUGUUGUAUUUGUUUCUCGCUGUCUCACUAACUAUGUACUACUAUAUAUCGAUCUCGAUCAGUACCGACUUGCUAUCCUUUCGUUGGCAGACUGUUGUAUUUGUAUCUCGCUGUCAGUAACCUUGUACUACUUAGUGUGCCGAAUUGCUAUACGUCCGU